Messenger RNA from Rangifer tarandus platyrhynchus (Svalbard reindeer), 1167 nucleotides. The record is from the annotation of a GenBank genome assembly. Lineage: Eukaryota; Metazoa; Chordata; Mammalia; Artiodactyla; Cervidae.
AUGGGGCAGAGCCUGAGCGGCGGCCGGUCCUGCCUCGAUGUCCCCGGCCGGCUCCUGCCGCAGCCGCCGCCGCCCCCGCCGCCGGUGAGGAGAAGGCUCGCGCUGCUGUUCGCCAUGCUCUGCGUCUGGCUCUACUUGCUCGUCUACUCUUGCGCCGGCUCCUGCGCCGCCGCGCCCGGGCUGCUGCUGCUGGGCUCCGGGUCCCGCGCCGCCCACGCCCCGCCGGUCCCGGGUCCCGACGGGCCUCCCCAGAGGCUCCCGUUCCCGGCGGCGCUAGCCACCCAGUCGGCUGCGGGCGGAGAGAUGGCCGAAGGCGCCGCGAGCCAGGAGGAGCAGAGCCCCGAGACGCCGGACUCCCCCAGCCCCAUCUCUAGCUUCUUCAGCGGGUCCGGGAGCAAGCAGCUGCCGCAGGCCAUCAUCAUCGGCGUGAAGAAGGGCGGCACGCGGGCGCUGCUGGAGUUCCUGCGCGUGCACCCCGACGUGCGCGCCGUGGGCGCAGAGCCCCACUUUUUCGACCGCAGCUACGACAAGGGCCUCGCCUGGUACCGGGACCUGAUGCCGAGGACCCUGGACGGCCAGAUCACCAUGGAGAAGACGCCCAGCUACUUCGUGACGCGCGAGGCGCCCGCGCGCAUCUCGGCCAUGUCCAAGGACACCAAGCUCCUGGUGGUGGUACGCGACCCGGUGACUCGGGCCGUGUCGGACUACACGCAGACGCUCUCCAAGCGGCCUGACAUCCCCAGCUUCGAGAGCCUGGCCUUCCGGAACCGCUCGGCGGGCCUGGUGGACCGCUCGUGGAGCGCCAUCCAGAUCGGCCUGUACGCAGAGCACCUGGAGCGCUGGCUGCGCCACUUCCCCGCCCGCCAGAUGCUCUUCGUGAGCGGCGAGCGCCUGGUGCGCGACCCUGCCGGCGAGCUGGGCCGCGUACAGGACUUCCUGGGCCUCAAACGCAUCAUCUCGGACAAGCACUUCUACUUCAACCAGACCAAGGGCUUCCCCUGCCUCAAGAAGGCGGAGGGCAGCGGCCGCCCCCACUGCCUGGGCAAGACCAAGGGCAGACCCCACCCCGAGAUCGAUGCGCAGGUGCUGCGGCAGCUGCGGGAUUUCUACCGGCCCUUCAACCGCAAGUUCUACCAGAUGACGGGCCACGACUUCGGCUGGGACUGA